AAAGUAAAAUAUUGUUACAGCUCUUUUUAAAAUAGACAAACAUGGCUUCUGCGUAGAAAAGCAAGUUAAAAAUAAAAGGAAAACAAACUUAAUAUUAACAAUAAUGCUAAAUCAAGUACAAGAAUCAAAAGCAAAGUAAUAUUGAUGAAAUUUAAAAACAAGCUUUAGAUGGCAUCUAGUUUUCAUUGUCGUAUUUUAAGAGAACAACUAAAAUUAUUCAGAUGCUGGAAACGAUUUUACUCAAAUAAAGACUUUGUAAAAGUAGUUGAGGUUGGUCCUCGUGAUGGACUUCAAAAUGAAAAGGAAAUUAUCGAUACUGAUGUAAAGAUUCAACUAAUUGAUAAACUUUCAGAAACAGGUUUGUCUGUUAUUGAAGUCACCAGUUUUGUAUCUCCAAAAUGGGUUCCCCAGGUAUCUGUUUCAACAUCACAUCAACAUGAAUUAAUGAGCGAUCACAGUGCUGUAAUGACCGGAAUUAAAAGGAAAAGUGGUGUUUCUUACCCAGCACUUGUACCCAACAUGCAGGGAUUUUACUCAGCGGUUAAAGCUGGAGUGAAAGAAAUAGCCAUUUUUGCUUCUGCAUCAGAAGCUUUUUCAAAAAAAAAUAUCAACUGUACAAUUGAGGAAAGUCUAAAACGCUUUGAGCCUGUUUGUAAUGCAGCAAUAGAAAAAGAUAUUAAAGUUAGAGGAUAUGUGUCCUGUGUAGUAGGUUGUCCAUAUGAAGGAAUUGUUCAACCAGAUGCAGUUUCAAAAGUAGCUCAGCACUUGAUAAAAUUAGGAUGUUACGAAAUAUCUCUUGGAGAUACAAUUGGUAUUGGAUCACCAGAAUCAAUUUCUCUUAUGCUUUCCUGUGUAAAAGAAGAUGUACCUGUUAGCAAACUUGCAAUACACUGUCAUGAUACAUAUGGAAAAGCCAUAUCUAAUAUUGAAGCUGCAAUUGAACUUGGCAUCAGAGUAGUUGAUAGUUCUGUAGGUGGUCUUGGUGGCUGUCCAUAUGCAAAAGGGGCAUCUGGUAAUGUUGCCACUGAAAAUGUUUUACAGAUGCUUCACAAUAAAGGAAAGAUCACUGGAGUCGAUGUUCUUGCCGUAAUUAACAUUGCUAAAUGGAUCAAAACGAUUUUGUCACGUUCACGUGUCCAACAAUAAUUUUUAAAAUUGUUUUACUCAAGAUAUUUUUAUUUUUUCCUAGAAAAA
This is a messenger RNA of Hydra vulgaris (swiftwater hydra), 1194 nucleotides long. Its product is annotated as hydroxymethylglutaryl-CoA lyase, mitochondrial. Gene Ontology annotation, molecular function: hydroxymethylglutaryl-CoA lyase activity. NCBI's taxonomy places the organism in Eukaryota, Metazoa, Cnidaria, Hydrozoa, Anthoathecata, Hydridae. Gene Ontology annotation, biological process: ketone body biosynthetic process; L-leucine catabolic process. The record is from RefSeq and is a predicted model, not a curated record.